Bradysia coprophila is the source of this 1322-nucleotide messenger RNA. RefSeq names its product translationally controlled tumor protein (gene Tctp). Lineage: Eukaryota; Metazoa; Arthropoda; Insecta; Diptera; Sciaridae. Gene Ontology annotation, molecular function: calcium ion binding. The record is from RefSeq and is a predicted model, not a curated record. Gene Ontology annotation, cellular component: cytoplasm.
CGACAUCAGCUGUGCAGUAGAUGGGUAAUACCCUUUCCGGUCGGAUUUUUUGUUAACAGAGCCACGCGGCAGAAACGUUCUCACUUUUGAACUUAAUUUUGUCGUGACAACGUAAAAUCUCCACCUUCCACCAACAUGAGAAUCUACAAGGAUAUCAUCACAGGCGACGAAAUGUUUUCGGACUCGUACAAAAUGAAACUGGUCGACGAUGUGAUCUACGAAGUAUACGGUACACUGGUGAAACGCACAACCGAUUUCGAACUGGCUGGUUCCAAUCCAUCGGCAGAAGAAGCUGACGAAGGCAGCGAGGCAAUUGUUGAACAGGGCGUCGAUGUAAUUCUGAAUCAUCGUUUGUGCGAAACCUAUGCCUUUAACGACAAGAAAUCGUAUCUGCUGUACUUGAAGGAUUACAUGAAAAAAAUCACCGCCAAACUGUCCGAAUCCAAGCCUGAUGAGGUGGACACAUUCAAAAACAACAUCAACAAACAGAUGAAAGACAUUCUUGGUCGAUUCAAGGAAUUGCAAUUCUUCACCGGCGAAUCAAUGGACUGUGACGGCAUGGUCGCUAUGUGCGAAUAUCGUGAUAUAGAUGGAACUCAGAAGCCAGUUUUUAUGUUCUUCAAGCAUGGCCUUGAAGAAGAGAAAUUCUAAAAUAGGGCCGACGAGAGAGAGAGAGAGAGACAACGAAAAUAAUGAAUGAACACCAAUUCAACAAUAAUCUAGAAACAAUUUCAAAUUUCCGAAUCGAACCAAUUUUUCUUUCCGUGUAAGACUCUCAACUCUUUAUAAUUUCUUUUUAAUAUUAAAAAAAAAACUUUUGAUUUUUGUACGUACGUUUGACCAUUUUAAUUUAUAAAUGAAAGAUAUUUUCGAGUGGCAAUGUUUUGGGAUGACGACAAAAUGUUUUUCUUCGUUCGUAAUUUCGAAACCACCGGGGGGGUUGACGUGGUGGAACUUCGAACGAUUAUAAGAUUUGUCUCUAUUGAGAUUUUUAGUUUAAUUUAUUCGCUGCCCAUUCAUACUCUACAACAGACACAUAAACACAUAAUGUUUCGUGUACCAGCCGCGUUUUGGGGUUGAAUUUACUUCCAUUUUGCUAAUUUAAUUAUCUUUUUUUUUACUUUGCUUUUAUAUUUUGUUUGGAAGGUGGAGAACAAUUUAUCCGAACAUCCAAUACAUUCUCAAUGAGCCCAUUUUCGGAUGGAUUUUUUGUUUCAUUGAUGAGGCUAUGACUAAUCCAUACACACGGCCGCUAACACUGUAACAUAUUACCAAUAUGAACUUAUUGUAAUUGUUAUAAAACGACAAAAAUAAAACAUUUG